Messenger RNA from Miscanthus lutarioriparius, 1140 nucleotides. The record is from the annotation of a GenBank genome assembly. NCBI's taxonomy places the organism in Eukaryota, Viridiplantae, Streptophyta, Magnoliopsida, Poales, Poaceae.
AUGGGCAUCAAGGGUUUGACGAAACUGCUGGCGGACAAUGCACCCAAGGCGAUGAAGGAGCAGAAGUUCGAGAGCUACUUCGGCCGCAAAAUCGCCGUCGACGCCAGCAUGAGCAUCUACCAGUUCCUGAUUGUAGUUGGAAGGACAGGUGUGGAAACUCUCACAAAUGAAGCUGGUGAAGUCACUAGUCAUUUGCAAGGAAUGUUCAACCGGACAAUAAGGUUACUGGAAGCGGGAAUCAAGCCAGUUUAUGUUUUUGAUGGCAAUCCUCCUGAUAUGAAGAAACAAGAACUUGCUAAAAGAUACUCAAAAAGAGAAGAUGCAACCGAAGAUCUGAAAGAGGCAGUAGAGGAUGGAGAUAAAGAUGCGAUUGAAAAAUUGAGCAAGAGGACUGUAAAGGUCACAAGGCAACAUAACGAUGACUGUAAACGACUACUAAGACUUAUGGGGGUUCCUGUUGUAGAGGCACCUUCUGAAGCAGAAGCAGAAUGUGCAGCCCUUUGCAAAAACGAUAAGGUGUUCGCUGUUGCUUCAGAAGAUAUGGAUUCCCUUACUUUUGGGGCUCCAAGGUUCCUUCGUCAUUUAAUGGAUCCAAGUUCCAAGAAAAUACCUGUGAUGGAAUUUGACGUUGCCAAGGUUUUGGAGGAGCUUGAGCUCACCAUGGACCAGUUCAUCGAUUUGUGCAUCCUGUGUGGAUGUGACUAUUGUGAUAGCAUCAAAGGUAUCGGGGGGCAAACAGCUCUGAAACUUAUUCGUCAACAUGGGUCCAUAGAAAGCAUUUUGGAGAAUCUUAAUAAAGACAGAUAUCAAAUUCCUGAGGACUGGCCUUACCAAGAAGCUCGACGCUUGUUCAAGGAGCCUAAUGUUACAUUGGAUGUUCCUGAGCUGAAAUGGACUCCACCUGAUGAGGAGGGUCUCAUUAGUUUCCUGGUAAAAGAUAAUGGCUUCAAUGAAGAUCGGGUGACAAAGGCCAUAGAGAAGAUCAAAUCUGCCAAGAAUAAAUCAUCGCAAGGAAGACUCGAGUCCUUUUUCAAGCCAGUUGCCACCACAUCAGCACCGCUGAAACGGAAGGAGACUUCGGAUAAAACAAGCAAGGCAGCUGCGAACAAGAAAACAAAGGCCGGUGGGAAGAAGAAAUAA